UGUUCCCUCCCAUCCACAUGCACAACGUCUACAGCCGCCCCAUCACCUUCGUGGUGGACAGGAACAGCUACCCUGACUACGCGGGAGGCCAGGUGGAGUAUCACCACCUCUACGGUGCCUCCCACCCCUACCUGCCCCCGUACUACGCCUGGCACUUCCCCCCCCGUGCUCCCCAUCCCUCUGUACAGCCCCUACCCAAGCUACCGUCCCUACGCCGCCUACCAGAGGGCGGAUCAGUAUCGAGACACAUGGCCGGAAGGCUUCACGAUGAGAGGGGAGCUUCAGUGGGGGAAGCUUGGGAAGGUGUUCGGGCCGAGGAAAGAGCUCCCGGAAUUUGUGAAGGAUGAUCUGCGGAGGGUUUAUGGCACCUACCCACGGACCAACGUCUCCAUAACCUACCGGAAAGGGGAGUUCUUGGUCAAGGGAGACCCCAAGGUAGGAGAGCAGGAAUAUAUGGUGGAAAAAAAGGUCAUCCAGAGGGCUCUGACCCCCAGCGCCAGCGAGGCAGACGACAGCAGCGAGGACCGGAGUCGGAAGAAGAAAAAGAAGCUGCGACACUGAUGCGGCC
This is a messenger RNA of Oxyura jamaicensis (ruddy duck), 568 nucleotides long. RefSeq names its product chromosome 6 C10orf95 homolog (gene C6H10orf95). The annotation marks the transcript as partial. The transcript has a single exon. Lineage: Eukaryota; Metazoa; Chordata; Aves; Anseriformes; Anatidae. The record is from RefSeq and is a predicted model, not a curated record.